Protopterus annectens (West African lungfish) is the source of this 2349-nucleotide messenger RNA. Its product is annotated as putative per-hexamer repeat protein 5. NCBI's taxonomy places the organism in Eukaryota, Metazoa, Chordata, Ceratodontiformes, Protopteridae. The transcript has 3 exons. Bases 1 to 2349 code for a protein of 782 amino acids. The record is from RefSeq and is a predicted model, not a curated record.
AUGGAUGCUGUAACUAGUACAGGAAGCCCUUCUGUAACUGGCACAGGGAGCUCUGGAGAUGAUGUUGUAAUGGGUACUGGAAGCCCUCCUGUAACAAGCACAGGGAGCUCUGGUAGUAAUACUGUAACUGGUACACGAAGCCCUCCUGUAACAGGCACAGGGAGCUCUUGCAGUGAUGCUGUAACUAGUACAGGAAGCCCUUCUGUAACAGGCAUAGGGAGCUCUGGAAAUGAUACUGUAACUAGUAAAGGAAGCCCUCCUGUUACAGGAAAAGGGAGCACUGGUAGCAAUGCUGUACCUAGUACAGGAAGCCCUCAUGCAGCUAGCACAGGGAGCUAUGGAAGUGAUGCUGUAACUGGUACAGGAAGCCCACCUUUAACAGGCACAGGGUGCUCUCGUAGUGAUACUGUAACUGGUACAGGAAGCCCUCCGGUAACUGGCAAAGUGUGCUCUGGAAGUGAUGCCAUAACUGAUACAGGAAGCCCUCCUGUAACAGGGAUAUGGUGCUCUGGAGAUGAUGCUGUAACUAGCAUAGGAAGCCUUCCUGUAACUGGAACAGGGAACUCUGGUAGUGAUGCUGUAACUAGUACAGGAAGCCCUCCUGUAACAGGCACAUGGAUCUCUGGAAGUGAUGCUGCAAGUAGUACAGGAAGCCCUCCUGUAACAAGAACAGGGAGCUCUGGUAGUCAUGCUAUAACUGGUAUAGGAAGCCCUCUGGUAACUGGCACAGUGUGCUCUAGAAGUGAUACUGUAGCUGGUACAGGAAGCCCUCCUGUAACAGGCACAGGGUGCUCUGGUAGUGAUGCUGUAACUAGUACAGGAAGCCCUUCAGUAACAAGGACAGCGUGCGCUGGAGAUGAUGCUGUAACUAGUACAGGAAGGCCUCCUCUAACUGGCACAGGAAGCACUGGUAGUGAUGCUGUAACUAGUACAGGACGGUAUCUUCAAACUGGCACAGGGAGCUCUGGAAGUGAUGCUGUAACUGGUACAGGAAGCCCUCAUGUAACAGGCACAGAGAGCUCUGGACAUGAUGCUGUAACUGGUACAGGAAGCACUCCUGUAACAGGCACAGUGUGCUCUGGAAUGUGCUCUGGAAGUGAUGCUGUAACUGGUAGAGGAAGCCCUCCUCUCACUGGCACAAGGAGCUCUGGAAGUAAUGCUGUAGGUAGUACAAAAAGCCUUCCUGUAACUGGUACAGGAUGCCAUGCUGUAACUAGCACAGGGAGCUCUGGAAGUGAUGCUGCAACUGGUACAGGAAACCCUCCUGUAACUGCCACAUGGACCUCUGGAAGUGAUGCUGUAACUAGUACAGGAAGCCCUACUGUAACAGACACAGGGUGCUCUGGUAGUAAUGCUGUAACUAGUACAGGAAGCCCUCCUCUAACAGGCACAAGAAGCUCUGGAGAUGAUGCUGUAACUAGUAAAGGAAGCCCUUCUGUAACUGGCACAGGGUGCUCUGGAGAUGAUGUAACCUGUACAGGAACCCCUCCUGUAACUGGCACAGGGAGCUCUGGUAGUGAUGGUGUAAAUAGUACAGGAAACCCUCCUCUAACUGGCACAGGGAGCUCUGGAACUGAUACUGUAACGGGCACUGGAAGCCCUCCUGUAACAGGCACAGAGAGCUCUGGUAGUGAUGCUGUAACUAGUACAAGAAGCCCUUCUGUAACAGGCACAGUGUGCCCUGGUAGUGAUGCUGUAACUGGUACAGGAAGCCCUAGUGUAACUGGCAUAGGGUGCAAUGGAAGUGAUGCCAUAACUGGUACAGGAAACCCUCCUGUAACUGGCACAGGGAGCUCUGGAACUGAUACUGUAACGGGUACUGGAAGCCCUCCUGUAACAGGCACAGGGAGCUCUGGUAGUGAUGAUGUAACUAGUACAAGAAGCCCUUCUGUAACAGGCACAGUGUGCCCUGGUAGUGAUGCUGUAACUGGUACAGGAAGCCCUCCUGUAACUGGCACAGUGUGCUCUGGUAGUGAUGAUUUAACUAGUACAAGAAGCCCUUCUGUAACAGGCACAGUGUGCCCUGGUAGUGAUGCUGUAACUGGUACAGGAAGCCCUAGUGUAACUGGCACAGGGUGCAAUGGAAGUGAUGCCAUAACUGGUACAGGAAGCCCUCCUGUAACUAGCACAGGGAGGUCUCGAGGUAAUGCUGUAACUGGUACAGGAAGCCCUCUUGUAACAGGCACAGGGUGCUUUGGAAGUGAUGCUGUAAUUAAUAGCAGAAGCCCUCCUGUAACUGGCAUAGGGAUUUCUGGAGAUGAUUCUGUAACUAGUACAGAAAGUCCUUCUGUAACUGGCACAGGGAGCUGUGGAAGUGAUGCUCUAACUGUACAGGAAGCCCUCUUGUAA